This is a messenger RNA of Cavia porcellus (domestic guinea pig), 4168 nucleotides long. RefSeq names its product solute carrier family 25 member 15 (gene Slc25a15). The coding region runs from base 870 to 1853 and encodes 327 amino acids. Gene Ontology annotation, biological process: mitochondrial L-ornithine transmembrane transport. The transcript has 8 exons. Gene Ontology annotation, molecular function: L-ornithine transmembrane transporter activity. The record is from RefSeq and is a predicted model, not a curated record. Gene Ontology annotation, cellular component: mitochondrion. NCBI's taxonomy places the organism in Eukaryota, Metazoa, Chordata, Mammalia, Rodentia, Caviidae.
GCCAGGCUUGCAUCUCAAAAAGCAAUUGGUUGGCAGGGCUUGUCAGCCUGAUUUAGGAUUAUGUCACAACCACAGAAUUUGUCAUGUGACCUGGAGCCUAUUUAAUCAGUAUCUGCAUUCUGAAUCUUGUGCACAUUUACUGUUGAAAAGCCUGGAGUCAGAAGUGGUGAACGGAGGCUAUUGGUGCUGUGUGUAGGGCCUGGUUCUGAGAACUGGUGAUACAUGCUCACUGUUUGUGAUUACCUUUGACCUGUGGGGUGAGGGCAGGGGGAGGGGAGAGAGACAGGGUAUUACUCUGUAGCUCAGGCUGUCCUUGAACUUGCAAUGUUCCUGUCUCAGCCACUUGAGUGCUGGAAUCACAGACAUGUGUCACCACACCCAACUCUGUGGUUGCCUUUGUAUCAUGUUUUCAUUCACCUUGUACAGAUGAGGACACCCAGCUUCAGGGACCCACUGGGCCACCUUGCUGGUGGAGCAGACAUUUGUACCCAGGUGCAUGUGACUUAGUAGAGCUCCUGACUGUUCAUGCUGCUUUCCAGACUUCCUCUUGCAUACCCAGCACAGGCUGCUGCCUGAACUUGGAAUGAAGUCAGUACAGUGAAUUUUUAUCAUAGGUCUUUGAAAAGCUAGUCUGGUGUGGCUCAGGAUAUCUGAAGUUGGCUUCUUUAUUUGGUGUUCAUGUCUUGGUUUUCACUAAGGUUGGUUGAAGUGCUACUAGAGCUGUGGUAUGAUACAGUGAAUUUCUGAUAUAUGGGGUUUGACAAUCAAAUCACUUAGGAGCUCCUUGUGCCCCAUUCCAUAGGAGCAAGGGAGAUGCAGUGCCCAUCCUAAACUCCAGAGAGGUGCCUUUGACAGAACCCUGCAACGCCAUGAAAUCCAGUCCUGCCAUCCAAGCUGCCAUUGACCUCACAGCGGGGGCUGCAGACUUAAAAUUGAAAAGAGUUUUUCAUUGGAUCAAAGAUCGUGCUCUCCAUGGAGUAGCCGGCUUCCAUUUUCUUUCUGGGGGCACCGCAUGUGUACUGACCGGGCAGCCCUUCGACACCAUGAAGGUGAAGAUGCAGACGUUCCCUGACCUGUACCGGGGCCUCACCGACUGCUGCCUGAAGACCUACUCACAGGUGGGCUUCCGUGGCUUCUACAAGGGCACCAGCCCAGCGCUGAUUGCCAACAUCGCCGAGAACUCGGUGCUCUUCAUGUGCUAUGGCUUUUGCCAGCAGCUGGUGCGGAGAGUGGUUGGACUGGACAGGAAAGCAAAGCUCAGUGACCUGCAGAAUGCAGCCGCGGGAUCCGUGGCCUCCGCCUUUGCGGCCCUGGUGCUGUGCCCCACGGAGCUUGUGAAGUGCCGGCUGCAGACCAUGUUCGAAAUGGAGACGUCAGGAAAGAUAACCAGAAGCCAGAAUACAGUUUGGUCUGUCGUGAAAAGUAUCCUUAGGAAGGAUGGUCCCCUGGGCUUCUACCACGGACUCUCAAGCACCUUAUUGCGGGAAGUACCAGGCUAUUUUUUCUUCUUUGGAGGCUAUGAACUGAGCCGAUCAUUUUUGGCAUCAGGGAGAUCAAAAGAUGAACUAGGUCCUGUCCCUUUGAUGUUAAGCGGUGGAGUUGGUGGAAUUUGCCUGUGGCUUGCUGUAUACCCAGUGGAUUGUGUCAAAUCCAGAAUUCAAAUCCUUUCUAUGUCUGGGAAACAGGCAGGAUUUAUUGGAACCCUUCUAAGUGUUGUGAGAAAUGAAGGAAUAGCAACUUUGUAUUCCGGACUGAAACCAACCAUGAUUCGAGCCUUCCCUGCCAAUGGCGCACUAUUUUUGGCCUACGAAUACAGCAGGAAGUUGAUGAUGGGCCAGCUGGAAGCCUUCUGAAGUCCCAGGUGGGCCUGCCUCGGAAGCACAGGCGACCAGGACUACUAUUCAUCUCAGGGUUUCCUGGAGUUCAGGAACAACAUGGAAUUAUAAUGAUGCAUCGUGAAUUUUCUCUUUGUCUUCCCUUCUGCCUAAACCUUCAACUUGAUGGAAGCACUUCCAUCUUACGUCAUACAAUUUCUGCCCCUAAUUGAAAGAGAAAAGUUGCUCUGGCCCUUGAUAAAAAUAUAUCGGAUGGCUUGUGGCCCCGUGUGCGUAACUUAAAAGGCAUUGUUUAUGUAUAAACCACAUGUAUCCGUGCAGUCGGGAUGGUUAUGUAUUGAGGGAAACAUGAUUUGGUUCCAUGGUUCAUCUGAAAUACUACCAGAAGACAGAGAAGUGACUUUGUGUUGUGUGUGUGUGAAUGGUUAUGAAUGAAUGCUUACUGUGUUUAAAAUCUAGUGUUUAAAGUCUGCUGAACUUAUGUACUAAGAGGUAAAGGGUUUCAAGUGGUACUUGAAAACUAAUAUAUUCAGGUAGAAUUUUAGUAGAAUAGGCCUGCCUACUGGUGUGGCUUCUAUAUUCUUGAUAAAGCUUCUGAGUGGCAUUGUGGAUUUUUCCCAAGACACUUAACUGUUAAAUAAUGCCACUCAUUUUCUCCAUGGGCCCACGUUCUGUCCUCUGACCAUACCGCUAGCUGCAGCUCAGACCAUCAGGCCUUUGGGAAGUAGUAUGGCCCUCACCAAGUUCCUUCCCUUCUCCUAGAAAGCGUCCCCUGAACCGCUGAGGAUAAAGGGCGGCCGAGGAGCUGGGCUGUGCUGCUGUGCUUCGAUGAUCCCAUGUGGCUCACAGCAGCUCCUCCUUAAUUCCAUCUUUUGGUCCUGACCGCGGUAGAUGUGCAGUCCAUCCACUUCAGACUAUUCAUUUUCCCACCUGUUUCUACCAACUGGAAGCUCUUCCAGAGGAUGGUAUUAAUACCAAAGCCAAGCGAAGCCUUUACUCCCUGUUUGGGGGCCUAUUUAUAGUAGCUAUGGGCACAGCCCGCUUCUCUCCAGCAGUACAGCAGCAGCGUUUAUAGCUCACUGUAAAUGAGCUUCGCCUGUCCUGAGUUUACGUUGGGCUCCCUCACUCCCUGCCGUGCACGUUGGUGCCUUCCACACUUUGCACUGGCAGGCAGUCCUGCCUUUUAGAAACUUUAGAUGAUGAGGUAUGACUUGGUAAAGCAGUGCAGCAUAAGAAAAGCAAUUUUGUGAAACGAGGCAGUAUAUAUAUAUUCCUCCCCAAGAAAAGCAAGCAAACCCCACUGGCGAUCUGAUCCACAUGGGUUUGGGAUGGGAUGGACAGCUGUUCUUUGGAGUCGCUGUGAGCAACCAGUCACCACUAAAUAGCCUCAUCCUGUGCUGCUCUGAGACCGGCAGGGUGCUCUCCACACGUGUUCGUAGGAGGUCUGAAAAGCCAAAAGCAAGCAAGCUGAGGGUGUGAGAGCCCUUGAAUGUCUGUUGUUGUGGGCAGAGUGUCAACACUGGGUGAAACCUCCGGUCUCCGUAAGCUUUCUGCUAUUUGCCAAACCUCUGGCAACUCAGCCAUUGUGCCUGGAGCUAGAGGGUUAGGGAAGCAAGGUGCGUGCUGCCAAAUGUGGAGGGCUAACAGCUCUGCACGGGCAAGGAUGCUUGUCGUGCUGUAGCUGAUGCUCUGUUUACUGUUCUUCUUCCUUCCUUCCUUCCUGCUUUUGUUUUGGGGUACUGCAAGUGGAACCCAGAGCCUUCACACUGAGCUACAUUUCCAGCUCUUUAUCUUUUAAUUUUGAUUUUUCUCAUUAAAUCACUGAGUUGCCCAGGCUGGCUGGGUUCAAGUUUGCAGUUUUUCUGCCUCAACCUCUCAGAACCUCCAUUUACUUUUUCUUUACAAGAAAACCGUUUUUCUACUUUACCUUUCUCUCCAUAUUUAAAUGGUCAGUAGUUACUGAGUGGUGCUUCAACUGAACAGGCCUGCACUGUGGUAAGAUAGAGAAACUGGAACUGGCUGCCAGCAGGAAGGGAGCCGCCUCGAGUCCUUGGCCCCUGCGUGUACCGAGGGGCUGGUGCCAGGUAGGGCAGUUGGUGGAUGUUUUCACAGGUCCUUCGUUAAAGGUCUAAUUCAUUAUCCUCAAUAGCAUUGUCUGAAGCGAAUGGAAGUGAGGAAUGGAAAGAUGAGCAAUGUUUUUUCAUUCUGUCUGGUUAAAUUUCGGUUCGGUAUUUGGGUAUGGUGUUUACCAUUUCAGAUCUGUACUCUAGACAAAAAUAGAGAUACUGUGUUUAAAGAAAUUUGAGUCUUCUAUUAUUAAAUUAUUUACUUAA